AUGGCCAACAACAUUGCAGCGCGUGCGCCGCUGGUCGCAGUGGUUGGUGCUACGGGCACAGGCAAGUCUGAGUUGGCUGUGAACAUUGCUCGUAAAUUCAAUGGUGAAAUUAUCAAUGGCGAUGCCAUGCAACUCUACGAGGGCUUGCCGAUCAUCACAAAUAAAAUGCCUGAAGAUGAGCGUGCUGGUAUACCUCACCAUCUCCUCGGGUGUAUAGGCUUGAACGAAGAGACUUGGACUGUAGGCAACUUCGUCUCGAAUGCGCUUGCCAAAAUCAGCGAAAUUCGAGCACGAGGCCGAUUGCCUAUUUUGGUCGGCGGCACACAUUAUUACACACAGUCAUUACUCUUCAACGACGCACUCGCGAACAAAUCUCAAGAUGAAGAGCCAGUUUCAAAUCCAGAAAGACCUGCUAUUCUUGAAGAAUCUACUGAAGUACUCCUUGCAAAGCUUAGAGAGGUUGACCCAGUAAUGGCUGACAGAUGGCACCCCAAUGACCGCCGCAAAAUACAAAGAAGUCUUGAGAUCUGGCUGCAGACUGGUCGCAAGGCCUCGGACAUCUACGAAGAGCAAAGAACACGACGAGAAGCUUCUGGCCAGGAAGUGCUCUCGGAUGAAGCUCAAGACGCGUCUCUUCUCCGUAUGAGGACUCUCGUAUUGUGGGUCGGCGCUCAAUCAGACACACUCUCCAAACGUCUGGAUGCCCGUGUCGACAAGAUGGUUACACAAGGCCUCCUGGACGAGGUUUCCACCCUCUCAGAGUUCUAUGACAGCAGGAUCGCAGACGGUGAGUCAAUCGAUACGACCAGAGGCAUCUGGGUAGCCAUCGGGUACAAAGAAUUCUUGGACUACCAAGCUGCUUUGCGAAAAGGCGACACAAGCCCAAAGCAGCUCAACAAGCUACUCGCAGAAGCGAUCGAGAAGACCAAAGCCGGUACACGACAGUAUGCAAAGCGUCAAAUUCGAUGGAUUCGCAUCAAGCUCAACAAUGCUAUCGAUACAGCUGGAGCUAAAGGCUCGUUCUUCAUGCUUGACGGAUCAGAUCUGGCGAGCUGGAACCAAAAUGUAUCAGAGACUGGACUUGACUUGGUCGACAGCUUCCUCAAAGAAGACACGCUGCCUGAUCCUGCAAGUCUAUCGCCGCUCGCAGCUGAGAUGCUGACGGCCUCGAAACCCGACACCAGCGCUCGCUCAGAUCUUUGGAGUCGCAAGCACUGUGAAGUCUGCAAUACAACAUCUGUUACGGAGAGUGACUGGACCAUUCAUGUCAACAGCAAACGACACAAAAAGGCCAUGUCAAGUCAGAGAAAGCGUGUUCUCAAUGGAACUGCACAAACAGUGAUAUCUCCAAAACAGGAGGUCAUCGAAGAACAACCAAAAGAAGACUGA
Aureobasidium namibiae CBS 147.97 is the source of this 1389-nucleotide messenger RNA. Its product is annotated as tRNA isopentenyltransferase-like protein. Gene Ontology annotation, molecular function: ATP binding; tRNA dimethylallyltransferase activity. Bases 1 to 1389 code for a protein of 462 amino acids. The record is from RefSeq and is a predicted model, not a curated record. Gene Ontology annotation, cellular component: mitochondrion. The transcript has 2 exons. Gene Ontology annotation, biological process: tRNA modification. NCBI's taxonomy places the organism in Eukaryota, Fungi, Ascomycota, Dothideomycetes, Dothideales, Saccotheciaceae.